Macrobrachium nipponense is the source of this 1886-nucleotide messenger RNA. RefSeq lists its product as uncharacterized. The record is from RefSeq and is a predicted model, not a curated record. The transcript is spliced from 5 exons. Bases 159 to 1100 code for a protein of 313 amino acids. Lineage: Eukaryota; Metazoa; Arthropoda; Malacostraca; Decapoda; Palaemonidae.
UAGUGGGCGUGGGGCAUUGUGGGAGGAGUUGAAGACUUAACGAGGAAACUAAGUUUACUCCUUAACUGAUGGAGAAGUUUGGUUUCAGUAUUGCUCGCAGUUUCUUCAAGUAAACUACACCUGUCUUCAGAUUUCUUUGGCGGUCAGCGAAACACACCAUGCUGGGACUGCAAUGGAAGAAGACGCAUCCUAACACGGGAGCAAGACAAUUUGUACCCGUCAGCAAUGAUUUUGACUCGCCUGUCGUUGCCGGGGCGUUUAAACGCCUCGACGUAGACUCAGCGGAAAAGUUCAAGCCUACUAAUGAAGGAUUCCAUCCAGGUGUCUUUGACCACAAGACAAAAAGCUGUGUCAUAGCUGAUGAAAAUAAACCAGAGGAUGAUUAUUAUGUACUAACGAGAGGUUCCAGUAUUCAGUUCGACUGGGUUCCACAGAAAGAUGGCAACAUUUCCACUGGGGCCAUCCAAUGUGGUUUCACCAGUGACGGAGAUGCUCUGUACGUUGGCCGGUUCAACUGUGGCGGGAGACUCCUUUGUGGACGGAUUAACCAAGACCUGGGGCAAUGUGAAGUCACUGUCCUUGGAGAGCAGUUCGUGUCCAACGAAUAUGAAGUCUUAUGCCUCAGAAGUGUCCCCAUCGGUUUCACGUAUAACAGCCUGUAUGGGCUUAGGAGCUCUCUCAUUACUCCUUCAGUUUGCCAUAUGAUCAGCAGUAAAUUAAGGAUCCAAUCAAACGACAGCGGAUCUCCAACUUUCACACCCCCGCCGACACCAGCCAUCACAAGGACAGUCACGUCAAGCCAAACCAGAUCCAUCACGGUGAAGAAAGUAAUUGAUCUUACAAAUGGCUCGUCUUCCCCACGGAGAAAAUCGCCGAGCCCUGAGCCUACGCCAGUCAUGGAAUCAACGCCCCUUCGUCCAAAAAAGAUAGAAUUUCCAGUCACUCCAGACAUCAUGGAAACUCCAGCCACUCCCGCAGCUAAUGACAGCUUGAAGUCCUCCCACAAAAAACAGCGAGAAAGCCCAAGCACAAAAUGGCAGCGCUACGGCAAAGGAUUUCGCUUAGUUCGAUCCCCUCUCAGGUUUAGCCCACUGAUGUAAAUUGGUCUGCUUUCUUUCAUACUGUUCUCUACAUGUGUCUCUGAUUUCACUUCUACUUUGGUAAUGCAAAAUAGUGAGAUGUAUUUUUCCGAUGUGACUGACUUUGAUGUCUGAAAAUGUUUGGGGUGGAACUGAUAAUACAGUGAACCUUAAAUCUUAAUUUGAUCUCGAAUAGGAAAAUAUUUAUUUAUACUUGUACAAAAAACGGUUCAGAUGAAAUGUUCAAUGAAAGACUAAACAAAUCGUGUUGCCACAUUAUGUCUCAUCCAUUAACACAGAGAUAACAAAUGACCUACCAGAGGGUAGACUAACGAUGAUGGUAGAAUUAGUAUCUCAGUUAAGUAUACUCAAAUAUUCUUUAAGCGUAUGCUUGGUUUUAUGAUAAUUGUCUUUGGCAGAAAAUCCAUUCAUUCGAAAAUGCAUCGAGUAUCUGAUCAGACCAAUUUGUUUUAAAAACGGAGCGCCAUUCAGUAUUUGCUUCUAUUUUGGAAACAUUUUUCUUUUAACGUUGAAUUUUUAUGUACAAACGGUGCUCAUGUGCUUUUUCCAUUGGUAACAAUGAGGUACUCUUGAAAACUUCAAUAUUAUAGUUGAAAUACCAGAGUAAAAGUUCGUAUCCUUGAGUAAUAGAUCAGGGUCAAACAUAAAGGUUAAUCAAUGUCGAAUCUUUUAACGAUUUCGUGUUGAUUGCAAUAUUGCCUUAUUGCAACUAAGUUGUACUAUAUUGCAAUUUAGUGUUCAUAUUCGUAAUAUAUAUUUUUACCUUGUACUGAAAUUACAGUAAUA